AUGGACCCCAGUGUGCUUUCAGCGAUGGACCGGGACGCGCUCAAGAAACAGAUCGAAAACAUGCGCUACCAGUCCACAAUGGACCGAUGGCCGCUAUCCAGGAGCAUACAGGCAAUGAGAGAGUUCGUUGAGGAAAACGAAAAAACCGAUCCAUUAAUCCACGCUCCAGACAAAAAGAACAACCCUUGGGCGGAAAAAGGGAAGUGUGUAAUAAUGUGA
Molecule: messenger RNA, 219 nt
Organism: Macrosiphum euphorbiae (potato aphid)
Lineage: Eukaryota; Metazoa; Arthropoda; Insecta; Hemiptera; Aphididae
Source: the annotation of a GenBank genome assembly